AUGCCAGUUUACCAUCUUCUUUUUGUGUGUGUUUCUUUUUCUCUUCCAGUGCCACCUUGGGCCUUAAUAGCCAUAGCCAUAGUUGCAGUCCUAUUAAUCCUUACCUGCUGCUUUUGUCUCUGUAAGAAAUGCUUGUUCAAAAAGAAGAACAAGAAGAAGGGAAAGGAGAAGGGAGGGAAGAAUGCUAUUAACAUGAAAGAUGUUAAAGAUUUAGGGAAAACCAUGAAAGACCAGGCUCUGAAGGAUGAUGAUGCUGAGACUGGACUGACUGAUGGGGAAGAGAAAGAAGAACCCAAAGAAGUGGAGAAACUAGGGAAAAUCCAAUAUUCUUUGGAUUAUGACUUCCAGAACAAUCAGCUUCUGGUUGGGAUUAUUCAAGCAGCUGAGCUGCCUGCAUUAGAUAUGGGUGGUACAUCUGAUCCCUAUGUGAAAGUUUUCCUGCUGCCUGAUAAAAAGAAGAAAUAUGAGACAAAAGUCCACAGAAAGACCCUUAACCCUGUUUUCAAUGAGCAAUUUACAUUCAAGGUGCCAUACUCUGAGCUGGGUGGAAAAACUUUAGUGAUGGCAGUUUAUGACUUCGAUCGCUUCUCCAAACAUGAUAUCAUUGGGGAAUAUAAGGUUGCGAUGAACACAGUGGACUUUGGUCACGUCACUGAGGAGUGGAGGGACUUGCAAAGUGCAGAAAAGGAAGAGCAAGAGAAACUGGGUGAUAUCUGCUUCUCCCUCCGUUAUGUGCCUACUGCUGGCAAACUGACUGUCGUCAUUCUGGAGGCAAAGAACCUGAAGAAGAUGGAUGUCGGUGGACUAUCAGAUCCCUAUGUGAAGAUCCAUCUGAUGCAGAACGGUAAGAGGCUGAAGAAGAAAAAGACUACAAUUAAAAAGAACACUCUGAAUCCCUACUACAAUGAGUCUUUCAGCUUUGAAGUACCAUUCGAGCAAAUUCAGAAAGUGCAAAUUGUUGUGACUGUUUUGGACUAUGACAAGAUUGGCAAGAACGAUGCCAUCGGGAAAGUCUUUGUGGGCUACAACAGCACCGGCGCAGAGCUGCGGCAUUGGUCAGACAUGCUGGCCAACCCUCGGCGGCCCAUCGCACAGUGGCACACUUUACAGCCUGAGGAGGAGGUAGAUGCCAUGCUGGCAGUCAAGAAGUAAAUUAAAUUCAAUUAAAUUAUGAAGAAGAAAAAGAAGAAGAAGAAGAAGAAGCCUUUCUGCAUUUGCCCACAUAGUGCUCUUUAGUCAGUAUCUGUAAAUACCUCAGUAAUAUGGGUCCUUUCAUUUCCAGCCAUGUGUUCCUGACACAGAUCAGUUGUACUUUUAAAUUCCCAUUUUAAUUUGCACAAAUUUAAAUGUAGAGAGCCCUCUAAAGGCGCUUCAUUUCACCACUGCCCCCCCCAGAUCUACUCUUCUUUUAAGCAAUAUGAUGUGUAGAUAGAGCAUGACAGAAAUUAUUUAUUGUAUCACACAGUUGUAUAUAUACACCAGUAUGCUGAGAAUUUAUUUCUAGUUUGUGUAUUUGUAUGUUGUAAGCGUUUCCUAAUCUGUGUAUAUCUAGAUGUUUUUAAUAAGAUGUUCUAUUUUAAAUUAUGUAAAUUGACUGAGAUAUAGGAGAGCUGAUAAUAUAUUAUAGGGUAACUAUUGUAUCGUCUGCAUUCCAGAAAAAAAAAAAAUUCCAACUUGUAAGGCACUAGUAGUGUUACACUGACAUCUUAAAGGACAACUUAAAUCUGAGCUUUCAACCGGACCAUCCUAAUGACACGCUACGCGUCCACAGUGAAUCUUGGAGGGGCAAAUCCAAUUGGGUAGACUUCUUUCACAGGCAACUUAGCAUGAUCUGAGCAGCUCCAUGGCUGACCUCAAGGAGACGUAGCCAGAAGCCAGGAUAUAAUUUUUUUGUAUAUAUUCCAAAGCAAACACAUAACAGACUGAAAUGGCUUUAGAUUGAAAGUUGAGGAAGCAGUUCCAUAGGAGGCAACGCUGUCAGCUAACACACAAAGUAAGAGCGUUGCAGAGGUUGUGCAGGGAGGGGGGGAAGGGAGGGGGGAGACGCAGCAGUAGCGAAAUGCUGCCAUGAAAACAGGAGUAGCUCUCCAUUAUCACCUUUAUACAAAAUUUGCAUACUGUGAAUUCCAUCCACGAUUUCACAUUAUAAUGAGUUUGCACAUUAGACUUUGUAACAAAAUAUUUUAUUAUACUAACUCAGAUUAGAAGGAAUGCAGAAUAUUUUUUAGACACAGCCGUGUGAGUUUAUUAUACAAAAUAGUUUCAUGGUAAACAGACAGUAUUGUAAUCCCAUCAGAAGAUGACAAAAUUUAGCCAUAGUUCUAAAUGCACUUCAAAGUAAGCCAAAAGAGAACAGCUAGUGACCUUUUAUAUACUAUUUAUACUUAAGUUUUAAUUUGUCCUUU
Molecule: messenger RNA, 2405 nt
Organism: Mesitornis unicolor (brown roatelo)
Lineage: Eukaryota; Metazoa; Chordata; Aves; Mesitornithiformes; Mesitornithidae
Gene: SYT1
Product: synaptotagmin I
Exons: 8
Coding region: 1-1152 (383 amino acids)
Biological process (GO): synaptic vesicle endocytosis; regulation of dopamine secretion; cellular response to calcium ion
Cellular component (GO): dense core granule; axon; synaptic vesicle membrane
Molecular function (GO): calcium-dependent phospholipid binding; syntaxin binding; phosphatidylserine binding
Source: RefSeq, a predicted model, not a curated record